AUGGCUGACGACGAUGACUAUCAAGAUAUGGAUAACGACGAUUACGUCGAUGAUGAUGUUGAGGAUGUGGAUUUGGAUCAGGGAGAAGAUGAACAAGACGACCACAGAAUUGACAUUAUAAAUGCAGAAAAAGGAACAGCUUCCACGGACCGUGUGACAACGCCGUUUAUGACGAAGUAUGAACGUGCUCGAGUUCUGGGAACACGUGCUCUUCAGAUUGCUAUGGGUGCUCCGGUGAUGGUGGAGUUGGAAGGAGAAACGGAUCCGCUGGAAAUAGCUCGUAAGGAGCUAAAGCAUCGGCGUAUCCCAAUCAUUGUUCGACGUUACCUACCAGAUGGCUCAUUCGAGGAUUGGUCUGUUGAUCAGCUCCAUGUGACCGACUGGUGA
This is a messenger RNA of Haemonchus placei, 387 nucleotides long. The record is from the annotation of a GenBank genome assembly. NCBI's taxonomy places the organism in Eukaryota, Metazoa, Nematoda, Chromadorea, Rhabditida, Trichostrongylidae.